Molecule: messenger RNA, 1254 nt
Organism: Cyanidioschyzon merolae strain 10D
Lineage: Eukaryota; Rhodophyta; Bangiophyceae; Cyanidiales; Cyanidiaceae
Product: porphobilinogen deaminase
Exons: 1
Coding region: 1-1254 (417 amino acids)
Biological process (GO): heme biosynthetic process
Cellular component (GO): cytoplasm
Molecular function (GO): hydroxymethylbilane synthase activity
Source: RefSeq, a predicted model, not a curated record
AUGCUUUGGGGCUUUGUUUCCGUCACAGCAGCGGUUGCGACAGGCACACAGCAGCGAACGCGCGCACGCGUUGGGUGCUCGCCUCGGGCGCUGCUGCUGACAGCGCCGACUCGCCACAGGCUUUGCAAGGGCACGGGUCCCGCUUCCAAAGCAAGGACGGCGGAAUGCAUCACUUCCGGGCCAAGGACUUGGAGAGCUACGGUUGCUCAAUGUCCAGUGGACGCGUCAACGCGACGGCGCGAGAACCCCGCUAUUGUUGUGAUCGGGACGCGGGGCUCGCCGCUCGCGCUCGCCCAGGCCCACGAGACGAAACGUCUGCUCGAAGAGGCGCACCCGUUUCUGCGCGACCGAGAAGGCGCCAUUCACAUUGAAAUCAUCCAUACGACUGGUGAUAUCGUAUUGGACCGCGCGUUGUCGGAAAUCGGGGGCAAGGGGCUCUUCACGCGCGAGAUCGAUGAAGCGCAGUUGCGUGGCGAUAUCGAUAUUGCCGUGCACUCGAUGAAGGAUGUACCCACUUUCCUGCCUCCGGAUAUUGAGCUCACAAGUAUCCUGCGCCGCGAAGAUACGCGUGAUGCCUUCGUCUCCUUCAAGGCGAAGAGCCUAGACGAGUUGCCGCCCGGAAGUGUUGUAGGAUCUUCAUCUCUGCGACGACAGAGCCAGAUUCUGGCACGGUAUCCGCAUCUCAAAGUGAUCAACUUUCGUGGGAAUGUCCAAACGAGAUUGCGCAAACUCGAAGAAUGCGUCGUUGACGCGACGCUUUUGGCACUUGCGGGCCUUCGGCGGCUCCAGAUGGAACACGUCGCGACUGCUGUUCUCGGAAUGGAGGACAUGCUCCCAGCGGUAGCGCAAGGUGCGAUCGGUAUCACAACGCGACGCGGAGAUGAUCGCACUGCAGCACUCCUGGGUCCGCUUUCGUGCCCACGGACGAAGCUUUGUGUCGAGGCAGAGCGGGCGUUCCUCGCGAACCUUGAUGGGAGUUGUCGCACACCAAUUGCAGGGCAAGCCUGGUUCGAUACGGACUCUUCGGAGCGAAUCCAUUUUCGCGGCCUUGUUGCGACGCCAGAUGGCCGAGACCUAUUCGAGACCACAAGGCAGUGCACGCCGGCAAACGUUAUCGAUGAAUGCGCAGCCGCUGGAACUGAGCUUAGGGACCGCGUAGGCCCAGAUUUCUACGCUUCGCUCGUGAACUAUGUUCAGGAACGGGAUCGCGCCGAACCAGGUCGUCAGACGAAGAGCAAACGUAGCACAUCGUGA